UGCCACUGCUCUCAGACUACUUUAGGCCCUGCCCAGAGUCCAGGAGUCCAGAGAGCCUGGGAGACAAGCAGGAGUGGGAGCCUGAGGUGGAGAGAGAGAGAAGAAGCCUACAGCAGCCAGGUGAGGACAAGCAGGAGGUCUUUGGCGUGCCCUCCAAAGUCCACCGUCCGUUCUCAUCGAGCCAACUCGAAGGAUGGGGAUAUCCACCCGAGAGCUGUUUCUCAACUUCACUAUUGUCCUGAUCACCGUAAUUCUUAUGUGGCUCCUUGUGAGGUCCUAUCAGUACUGAGAAGCCAUGUCACGCUCCUGGGAUUGACUGCAACUCUCCAGCUGCCUGCUGGAUGUCCUGAGCUCCCACUGCUGUCAUGGGAUGCCUUUCUCAGCACCCCAACUCACCUCUGACCCACAAGCACACCGUCUGAGGUCCUCUACUGUUAGGAUCGAUUGUGUGUCCUCUAAAGAUGCUGCCCACAAGGGCUGUCCGGUAUCUGCCAGUGAGCAUUAGAGCUAUUCCUCAACUCUUCCUGCAAAUGUGUGAGACAAGCCACAAGGUUAAAAUUAAAUGAUUCAUGAUGACGUAGAAUUGUAACAAACCCCUGAUCUGUCUUCCUGUACGUCCCUUCUCCCCACACUGUCUGCUGCCAAACUCUCCAUCAACCCAUCAGAAGAAAGAAAUGUUAGAGGAAGUCAUUGUCAACCCCUAUAGCUAUCAUGUGAAUAAAGUGAAGUCAACUGCAAAA
Messenger RNA from Lontra canadensis (Northern American river otter), 740 nucleotides. RefSeq names its product sarcolipin (gene SLN). The coding region runs from base 194 to 289 and encodes 31 amino acids. The transcript is spliced from 2 exons. The record is from RefSeq and is a predicted model, not a curated record. Gene Ontology annotation, molecular function: enzyme regulator activity. NCBI's taxonomy places the organism in Eukaryota, Metazoa, Chordata, Mammalia, Carnivora, Mustelidae. Gene Ontology annotation, cellular component: membrane.